UGGAUUUAAGGCCCAGCCUUGGGGCUGAGGCACAGCAGUAUUUGCAGCAGUCACCAGAACUGAGCUCCACUGCGCUGCAGAGAUGCUGCCUGCCACCUUCAAGCUGUGUGCUGCCAUCUCCUACCAACACCUGCGCAACGUGACCGGGCUGCGCAGACAGGCUGCAGUGGCCAUCAGCCAGGAGCUCAGCAAGCUGUCGUGCCACAGCGCGGGGCCCAGCACGUGGAUCAGCCAGGUCCGCAGGCGAAGCUCUCUGCUCAGUUCCAGGCUGGAGGAGAAGCCCUUCAGCGAGAUGGAGAUGUCCUACAUCAAACAAGGAGAGGAAGCCCUGCAGAAAUCACUCAGCAUCCUCGGGGAUCAGGAGGGCUGGAAGACGGAGACGGUGGUGGACAACGGAGACAAAGUGCUGAGCAAAGUGCUGCCGGACGUGGGCAAGGUGUUCCGACUGGAGGUGGUGGUGGAUCAGCCCCUGGAUGCUGUGUACAGUGAGCUGGUGGACAACAUGGAGCAGAUGGGAGACUGGAAUCCCAGCGUCCAAGAGGUGAAGAUCCUCCAGAAGGUUGGGAAGGACACCCUGAUAACCCACGAGACAGCAGCUGCUGUACCUGGGAACAUCGUUGGGCCGCGGGAUUUUGUGAGUGUGAGGUGCUCCCGACGCCGAGGCUCCACCUGCGUGCUGGCAGGGAUGUCCACCAAGCACGGAGCCAUGCCCGAGCAGCAGGGAUUUAUCAGAGCUGAGAAUGGCCCCACAUGCAUGGUGCUGCGCCCGCUGGCUGGCAGUCCCUCGCAGACCAAGUUAACGUGGCUUCUUAGCAUUGACCUGAAGGGCUGGCUGCCAAAGACCAUCAUCAACCAGGUCCUGUCCCAGACCCAGGUGGACUUUGCCAAGCACCUCCGGCAGCGCAUGGCGCGGGCUGCUGAGUGCACAGGCUGCCACUGAGAGCUUCGUUCAGGGCUGACAGCUGGGAUCUCGACCCUAGAUAAGUCAGAUACAGCUCAAUUCUGGCCUGUGCUAACAAGACAGGCCUUUAAUAGUAGGCAGUAGUAAUAAAGCUUAACUAAUUAGCCAGGAGCCUGAUUCAGAAGGCAGCGCCAGCAGCAAGCGGAUGCCGUACCUGAAGGAGCACGUUGUUGCUGGGACCUCCCAGCUAAUUACUUGAAGCUUUAUUAGCCUGCAGUAAAAAGGACUUGGCUAAUUAGUUAUUAGGGAAGAGUCCCAGGAGCCUCGUUCAGAAGGCAGGGCCAGGCAGUGCUGCUCUGUGUGCAGAACACAGGGCUUAGCCUCAAAUGCAUUCCCCUCCUUUCCCCUAGCGAAGCAGCUCUAAGUUAUUUGAUGUGAUUUUGCACAGGAAGAUUUAUUUAUUCAAAGUUGUGCAAUGAUUGUCAUUAGCAGGAGUCCCUGGGAAACUCGUCAUUGCUUCCAUAGACAGCUUCAGAUUUAAAGUAGGUACUUUAAGGUUGCAGGUUAUGAAGGGGGAACUGUGAUACUUAACAAAAAGGACAAGACAAAAACGAUGGAAGAGUUUAAAAGAAGAGUUUAUGGUUCAACUGGCUGCCAGUUUAUGUAAAAAAAACAAAAGAAAAACAAAAAAUCCAGCUUGGGCAGAAGCCCAAAUUUCAGUCUUACAUGCAGUCGUCUCGUUACAACACAAUCCUGGAUGGGAACUGUUGAGAUUUAGCCAAGCACAGCUAAGCAGAAGUGGCAGAGUUGCUUCUGCAGGGAUGGAGACAGCAGGUGGGUCCAAGCACACAGCUGGUCCCACUGAACUGUUGUGAGUCAGAUGGGGAAAUGAUCUCAACACAGUCGUUGCUUCUUCAGCUUGCCACACUGUGAGCUCCUGGAGCCUCGCAGAGAUGCUCACAAACAGCACAAUACACACUAGGACAGCAUUGACUUGGACUCAGCACAGUGGCACUGCAUGAAUCUCCAGCAUGCAUGCACUGCACCUGCUGCCCAGAGCUGCGUUGGCUUCGUGUUUGUUCGUUAUGGGUUGUUCUGAGCUGCACGUUCCUCCAGAAUAAAAUCCACCUGGGUUGA
Lagopus muta (rock ptarmigan) is the source of this 2038-nucleotide messenger RNA. RefSeq names its product steroidogenic acute regulatory protein (gene STAR). Gene Ontology annotation, biological process: intracellular cholesterol transport; regulation of steroid biosynthetic process; steroid biosynthetic process. Gene Ontology annotation, molecular function: cholesterol binding; cholesterol transfer activity. The transcript has 7 exons. The coding region runs from base 83 to 940 and encodes 285 amino acids. The record is from RefSeq and is a predicted model, not a curated record. Gene Ontology annotation, cellular component: mitochondrion; mitochondrial intermembrane space. NCBI's taxonomy places the organism in Eukaryota, Metazoa, Chordata, Aves, Galliformes, Phasianidae.